CAGAGUCAUUUGACCAACGGUCGCGGGAAGGCUCCGAGCACGCUGGCUGUAGGUGGGAGGAGUGGCGCCCCAUUCAAAAUACUUUUGUAAACAAAAUUAUCUUAAUACACGUAAUUUGUACGACUUUGAGGAGUCAGGAGGUUGUUUUCGUGUUUUUGUCGCUGUGUGUCGGGAGCUCUUUUUCACGGAUACGUGGUUUUCAUCGCGUACGGACGGGAUUGACUGUAGUUGGGACUCCGGGACGCAGUGAAGAAGCAGAAGCCAUUUUUUUCUGACCAACUUGCCGAGUUUAGAUACGGAGUAGACGCAGGGUUGGGGUAGGAGGUGAGCUUCACGGACAGUAUUUGCUGUUUUAACAGAGGUUGUGUGUGUUUUGUGGGUGUCCGGAGACUAAAGUGUCGGUUACUCUACCGAUAAUCGGGGUUUUGUUUUGGUUUAGUUUAUAAUCUAUAACUGUUAGUUAGAUAAACUUUUCAGCGGCUAAGGGUUAGCUAACGCUAACCUAGCAGUCUGCGGAGCUUGACUCCACUCAUUAGCUAGCUUAGCUACUGUUAGUUAGCUAGCCAGCGAACAUCAGUAAAUAGUUAGCUAGCUGGAUAGCGCUUGAUUACCUAUCUUAGCUAAUUAUCGGUUCUCAAUCAUGUUUUGCUCACCUUCUGGAGCCUGAUUUGACAAGUUAACCUAACUUUUUAAAGAGUUUUUAAAAGUCGUCUUAUCGGAUUUUUAAAAGCCGAGAAGAUGAGUUUCGGCUGUCGGCGAAACCCCGACUUCUCCCCAAACCUGCGGCCCAUUCGCCAAAAGUUGUUCUCCAACAGCGACGGCGAAGAGGACAGUAUCGAGGAGGCCAACAACAGCACGGGAGCCGAGUCUGGUUUCACAGAACUGGACUCCCCGGUCCUGCGUCGGAACAGCGCAGAUAAGAGACACGAAGAGCUGCUGAACAGCAGCCCGCUGAGCCGGACCAGGGAGGAGGACGACGACCCCGAGUCCUGGGACGAGGAAGGCUUCGGUUCUCCGUCUCAUCUCAAACCCACCUUCUGCACCAAGAACUCGCCGUCGCCGAGAAAAAGCCCCCGUGCUUCUUACGACAGCUCUCCCGAGAGGACAUACAUGCCCGAGGAUCUGGAGGGGUCGAGCUCCCCCAUCCCGGACUGUCCGGAUACACCGCCCCAUAAAACCUUCAGAAAGCUCCGGCUAUUCGACACGCCACACACUCCUAAGAGUUUGCUGUCGAGGGCGAGGACCUCAGCUUCUUCAAACAGACGAGUAGCUCUCUUCAAGAAUGUGGAUUCCAAAGGCAAGGCCAGUCUCGACGGAAGGCGAAACCAGACACCUUUGGUCAACAUUAACCCCUUCACCCCUGACUCAAUCGUCCUCCAGUCAUCAACGCAACAAAGGAACAACAGGAAACGCUCACACUGGAAUGACUCCUGUGGUGAGGACAUGGAGGCAAGUGAUGCUGAAGUUGAAGAUGACAUUAUUCCACCAUCAAAGAGGCUUACAAUGAUGGAGAAUAACAUGAUGUCCAGGUAUGCGUCAGAGUUCCAUGAGCUAGAGAAAAUUGGUUCAGGACAGUUUGGUGCCGUCUUCAAAUGUGUAAAAAGACUAGAUGGCUGCAUCUACGCCAUCAAGCGUUCCAAGAAGCCUUUGGCAGGAUCUGUGGAUGAGCAGAAUGCACUUCGAGAAGUCUACGCACAUGCUGUUCUAGGACAGCACCCUCAUGUGGUGAGGUAUUACUCGGCAUGGGCAGAGGAUGACCACAUGCUGAUCCAGAAUGAGUACUGCAACGGUGGCACCCUAUCGGAUGUAAUCGCUGAGAACUACAGACGUAUGCACUUUCUGUCCGAGUUGGAGCUGAAGGAUCUGCUACUGCAAGUCUCUCGCGGGCUCAAGUACAUCCACUCAAUGGCACUUGUGCAUAUGGACAUUAAGCCUAGCAACAUAUUCAUUUCACGGAAACCUGCUGUCAGUGUUGAGGAGUUUGAGGAUGAAGAGGAUGAGGCAAACACUAGUGUGAUUUAUAAAAUAGGUGACUUAGGCCAUGUGACCAGAGUAACCAAUCCCCAAGUUGAGGAGGGUGACAGCAGAUAUCUGGCUAAUGAAGUUCUUCAAGAGGACUAUUCUAACCUGACAAAGGCUGACAUUUUUGCUCUGGCCCUGACUGUUGUCAGUGCCUCUGGAGCUGAGCCUCUGCCUACUAAUGGAGAAAAGUGGCACCAAAUCAGACAGGGAAUACUGCCCCAUAUCCCUCAAGUACUCUCUCAGGACUUUUUAAGCUUGUUGAAGCUUAUGAUCCAUCCUGACCCAACACGAAGACCGUCCACUUCUGACCUCAUCAGGCAUCCUGUCCUACUUACUGCUGCAAGGAUGAGUGCUGAUCAGUUACGCGUGGAACUCAAUGCUGAGAGAUUUAAGAACGCCUUGCUCCAAAAGGAGCUGAAAAAAGCCCAACUUGCCAAAGCUGCAGCAGAGGAGCGGGUUUUGUCCACAGACAGAGUUUUGACUCGCUCCACAGUCCAGUCUAGUUCCAGAAGCUCUCGGCUCAUUGGGAAAAAGAUGAACCGCUCUCUCAGUCUCACCAUUUACUGAACUGAACUUCAAUGAAAGAAGAAAGUCCCCACCAGGGGGAAGCAGUGGUGCUGUAUCGCAGAAUUCACAAGGAGGCAGAAUUAUCCGUUGCUGAUUGGACAGUUGUUCUAAAACUGUUAGUGCUUAUACUGUUUCAGUACAAGAGGUUUUUUCUUUUACACUUCACAAAAAUGGAGUAACUCUUUGUGGGGGGAGAAGACAACUCUCUUUGCAUCAGUUUCAACUGAGCAUAGACUGUUUUUGCAUGCUCAACUUAGUUUCAGUUCUGCAGACUUUUUCAGUGUAGUUUUUUCUUAAGGUAGAAAACUUCCUUUACAUUGUCAUGUUUUCUUUUAUUUCUGCUAAAUGUUCCACAGGGUCUACAGUUACCCUGCACUUCUAACUCUAGUGUGCAGAGUUUCUCAGACAUGGGGAAGCUGUGAAUCCUCUGUACAGCCCUGAUUUGUGAAUGUUCCAGACCUAAGACUUGUGCACCUUACUGCCUGUGAAAAAUGCCUGGUGUUGAACAAAGAAAGCUUGGACCCUAUGUGUAGAUUGCCAUUAAUAUGAGCACUUUGGAGGCAAUGGGGAACUUGCCAGAAUUUUUUGCUGCUAUUCAUGUUUGUCUAUUUCCAGUUGUGGUUGGAAAAAUUGAUCCUAUACUUUUUGCAUGGAUCUGUUUUAAGAUGAAUCGAAGAUUUGUUUUUGCUAUUCAAUCAGUCACCUCAAGUCAUUCAAUAGGAGGUGAUCCAGUGUCCUUAACAGAAAUCCAUAUGAUUUUGGCUCUCUAUCUUUUGAGUAAACCACAGGUAAAAGGUGUAGUAUUGAUCAUGUGAAUUAUGGGAUUGGGCUCAAUUUGAAAUACUCAGCAAAUUAAGCUAGAUUGGUGUCAAAGUGUUCUACAUUAACUGGAAGUGAGAAUGCAUGCCUUUUUUAUGUAAGCAUCUGUCACUUCAUGCAUCAACAUUUUUGUAGCAUUAAUGAAACAAUUGUCUUCAAUGAAUAGAUAAUAUUUGUAUUGUCUAUUUUGUCAAAAUACAGCAUCAUUCAUUAGGGUACUGUUCUCUGUAAAAUAUCCUGUAAAAAAAAAAAAAAACAACGUCAUGUUUUUCUUGUAAAUAUGUUCUUUUAAUAAAAUCCAUUUAUGUAA
This is a messenger RNA of Astyanax mexicanus (Mexican tetra), 3718 nucleotides long. It is a transcript of the gene wee1, whose product is annotated as WEE1 G2 checkpoint kinase. Gene Ontology annotation, biological process: mitotic cell cycle; protein phosphorylation. Lineage: Eukaryota; Metazoa; Chordata; Actinopteri; Characiformes; Acestrorhamphidae. The record is from RefSeq and is a predicted model, not a curated record. Bases 739 to 2589 code for a protein of 616 amino acids. Gene Ontology annotation, cellular component: nucleus. The transcript has 10 exons. Gene Ontology annotation, molecular function: magnesium ion binding; ATP binding; non-membrane spanning protein tyrosine kinase activity.